GCUGAAUGUUGCGUUUGACCUUCCUGUGUCGAUAUAUAAAUACUCGUUAUUGGUCUAAAUUUUUUAACACUUCAACUAUCAAACAAAUCUAGAAACUGGUUGUGAACUUCAACCGAGACAUGGAGGGGAAAAAACAUACGCCGCGCUCGAUUCUGGGGGCUUUCUACGAUGCAGAACGCGUAUAUAUGUCCGCGCCGGUUGACAAAAGAGACUUUAGUGGCAUAUCUGCCACAUUGUCACCUGAUGUGAAACUGGAACAAACCCCGAACCUUCCUUACGGUGGUGUCUAUACAGGGGCAGCUGGUUUCCAACAGUGGUCAGGGAAAAUGGCAGAGCUAUUUGAUGCUGUGGAUGUCAAAGAACCGGAGAUAUUCGAAAGGGAAGGUUCAAACCGAAUCGUGGUUCUGUCAACGGUAAAUUUCAGGGUACGCAAGACUGGCAAGAUGCUGGUAUAUCCGUUUUGCCAGGUUGUCUCCGUUGAUUUGGAAAAGGGCCAAAUCACCGAGAUGAGACCAUUUUAUUGGAAUGUGCAUGCACUGAACGAAGCACUAGGGUUCAGUCAUUAGGUCAAUUUUGGCACAUUUUGUUCACUAGUCCUUUUCUUACGGAGAGGAGCUAGG
Molecule: messenger RNA, 620 nt
Organism: Talaromyces proteolyticus
Lineage: Eukaryota; Fungi; Ascomycota; Eurotiomycetes; Eurotiales; Trichocomaceae
Exons: 2
Coding region: 120-566 (148 amino acids)
Source: RefSeq, a predicted model, not a curated record